CAGGGAACUGGCCGGCUGCCGGCUCCCGGCUGCACAGACACGGCCCUUCCUGUUCCCGCCCCUCCGGGGACAGCGCUGAGAGGCCCCUGGCAGUCCUUCCGCUGGCUCGGGUUCUGGGCAGGAAGGCUAGACCCCGAAAGACAUUGGGUGGCCAAGAAGGAACCCCUGGAGUCUUGGAGGCAUCUGCUCAGUGAACAGCACUAGGCCCUGAGAGAGGGGAGGACCUGAGGCCCAGGCUCUGCAGCCCUCCACCCCUGAAGACACUGUGAGCCCGUCUGCUCGGGCUCCACCCUUACCAAGCAGGCAGCCCAACCCGUGGAACCUGCUGGUUCUCCUCCCGCACUGGCUCACAGGAGGCUGGGGCAGCCUGGGCCUGGGAAGGGCAGAGAGUGCAGAGUGUUUUCCUGAGAGCUCAAGGACUUUGUGAGUGAAGACAGAACCUGUGUGGAGAUCCAGCUGUCCAGUCCUGUCGGGCUCUCAGGUCCAACGGCAGGAGGAAAGAUGGGUGUCCACCUGUGCAGCAGAUGCUGGCCCCACAGCCUGUACCCUGGCCUUAGAGUACAGCCACAAGCAAGGAAGAGAAGUCUGCCCAGCCACCCUCCCACCUGCUCUGGCGCUCCUAUCUCUGUCUUCCACAGUGUCUGUCUCCUCGUCUACUGUGUCAGAAGUGCCUACUGUCUCAGAGUCCGUGUUUCUAUUAGGAUCUAAACCCCUCAUCAGAAUGUUGCCUUCACAGGGGGCUUCAGGUGCAACCAUGCUGAGGUAGCGCCUGUCUCUCAGAAGGAUUUCCCCACUGUGAAACAGGGAUUUUAGGGAAAGAAAUCAAAACAAAUAAGCAGGAAGCCUUGACAGAGGGGCCUGCUGCAAACACGAGGCAGCUGGGGGUCCUCAGGUCAGGGGCUGACCUGAGUCAGUGGCAUGAAUGACAAGGAGGAGCCAGGCCCAAGUCUGUGGGUAUGAGGUCUGUGAGAGAGCCUGUGGCUCCGGGAGGGGGGCACUCAGCGUAAGAGAAUGGGGCUUCGUCAGGGGCAGACAGUGGCAGGACCCCAGCUAUUUCAACUGUUCCUCCAUCUUCCCACCUCCCUGAAAUAAAUGAGCUACAGAGAGAGCUGACCCAGCAGAGGACCCACAAGCUCUGUGUGGAACUGUUUUAGUUUGUGUUAGAAAAUGGAUGGCUUGGAGGCGGAGUUCAACCUGAAGCUUGUGCUGGUCAGCUUCCAGCAAUGUCUCAGCGAGGAGGAAGAAGUACUGCUGGACCACUACAUCGCCGGCUGGAAGGGGCUGGUCAGGUUUCUGAAUAGCCUAGGCACCAUCUUCUCCUUCAUCUCAAAGGAUGUGGUCUCCAAGCUGCAGAUUAUGGAGCGUCUACGCAGCAGCCCCCAACAUGAGCACUACAUGAGCCUGCAGUCCAUGGUGGCCUACGAGGUGGGCAAUAAGCUGGUGGACCUCGAUCGCCGCUCCCGCCACCCAACCUCAGGCUGCCGGACCUUGCUGCGCCUGCACCGCGCUCUGCGCUGGCUACAACUGUUCCUGGAGAGCCUGCGCACCAGCCCCGAGGACGCGCGCACCUCCGCACUCUGUACCGACUCCUACAAUGCCUCUCUGGCCGCCUACCACCCCUGGAUUGUGCGCCAGGCAGUCACCRUGGCCUUCUGCACCCUGCCCACACGCAAGAUCUUCCUUGAGGCCAUGAACGUGGGGUCCCCGGAGCAGGCUGUGGAGAUGCUGGGCGAAGCCCUGCCCUUCAUCGAGCGUGUGUACGAAGUCUCCCAGAAAGUCUAUGCAGAACACUCCCUGUUGGACUUGCCAUAGUGGCCACUCCCAGGCUGGGUGGGCUUCCCCUGCUGGAGAGCUGGACUUGGGCAGCCAGGGCCCAUGCACUCCACAACAAAGCUUUCUGGGUGCCACCCUUACCCCUGCAGGCUGAGCUUAUUGAGAGCCAUCAGCUGACAGGAAGGCAGGCAGCUGGCCUAGGAGAGGUGGCACAAGCCCUCCUCUUGGCCCAGAAUGAGACCCUCCUCAGUUACAAGAAUGCUCAGUCGAGCCUCACUGAGGCGUGGAGACUGGAGGUGGUGGGGGCRCAUAAUCCUGCAUGAGCAACAGCCUGGUGACUGCCCUACUGCUAUGUGUGGAUUCUGUGAAAUGGUGUGAGGACACAGGUCCCUGGGCACCAAGGCUCUGUGCUGCUCCGGCCAGUAUGCCCAGCCCACACGUAUACUUCCCAUGCUUGUCCUAGGCCAGGCCUCGGACACAGCAGGCCAAGCUGCCCGAGUCCUCUCCAUACCCUGGCUGGCUAUCCCGAGGCAGAAUGAGAACCUUGGGCAGGGUCUGGGUACUGAGGACUCUCCCAGGCCUUUACCUGCCUCCUGUUAGCCUGUCUGCCUGCUGAGCAAACCAGAGCCUUCAUGUCCUUGGCACUGGCACCUGGAAACUAAAGUCUUGAGCAGAAAGACCUUCCCAGCUAUCUAAAUAGCUCCUGCAAGGAGGGCUUGAGCUCCCCCSAGGGACCCAGCAGGCUGUCUCCUGCAGAGAUACCAUUGCAGGCCACCCCUGCAUGGCCCAACACCACUGGGUGGAGCCAGGCAUWCCCUCUGCCCCUGCUCUGCUGCCUUUCCCCACAGUGCUCAGGAGAUGGGGGGUGCCCAGACUAGGAGGGGGCUGGACCCCCUUAACUAGCUGACAGUUAUCAGAUGGCCACACCAUCCAGCCAUCAUGCAAUGCUUAGGGGCCUAGUCACUCCCACUGCUCUUCACCAACCCACAGGGACAGUGUUCUCAGGGCAGCAGAUGUGCCUUAAUGCAGCUUCCAGGGUGUGCUUGGCCCUUUGGAAAGUGAUAUGUGUGAUACCGUCCAACAUAAUAAACAAUGCUCAUGGGAC
Messenger RNA from Urocitellus parryii (Arctic ground squirrel), 2878 nucleotides. RefSeq names its product ceramide-1-phosphate transfer protein (gene Cptp). Gene Ontology annotation, molecular function: ceramide 1-phosphate binding; ceramide 1-phosphate transfer activity. The record is from RefSeq and is a predicted model, not a curated record. Gene Ontology annotation, biological process: intermembrane lipid transfer; ceramide transport. Gene Ontology annotation, cellular component: membrane; cytoplasm; cytosol. Lineage: Eukaryota; Metazoa; Chordata; Mammalia; Rodentia; Sciuridae.